Molecule: messenger RNA, 1741 nt
Organism: Morus notabilis
Lineage: Eukaryota; Viridiplantae; Streptophyta; Magnoliopsida; Rosales; Moraceae
Product: carnosine N-methyltransferase
Exons: 18
Coding region: 65-1537 (490 amino acids)
Molecular function (GO): S-adenosylmethionine-dependent methyltransferase activity
Source: RefSeq, a predicted model, not a curated record
UAAACUGAAGAUCUUCGUCAUCGAGGGUGGUGUUUAAACUGAAGCUCUGACCAGAGAGAGAGAAAUGUCUGGAUUGAAGGACGAAGACGAAGAACGACGGCGUCAGAGGAAGCUGGAGGAAGCCCUCGAAGUCAAAUCCCUUAGGCGUAUCAUCAGCGCCAAUCUCAACUAUCCGGAUGCUGCGGAUGCGGAUGUCAAAAGAUGUGAAAGAUCUUUCAAGAAACUUCCACCUGCCCAUAAGGCUUUGUUAUCCCAUUAUCCUUUCAAGCUUCAGAAGCUAAGACGAUGCAUUUCUGUAAAUUCAUAUUUCAUCUUUAGCAUGCUUCAGGCAUUUGAACCCCCACUUGAUAUGAGCCAGGACAUAGAUUGUUGUGAAAACUCCCAUCUUGAAGAUGCCCCAAAUGAUCAUGGCUCCUCUGGAGCACAAGAUGCUUGCGCUUGUCAUCCUUCGUCCACAAGUGGAAGAUCGUGUUUCUCCAAAUCAAAUCAAGCUUGUUGUGAGGAAGAGAGCAAUUUAUGCAACUCACCAAGAGGAGUUAUUGCCAAUAAGGAGGUGGAAAAUGAAGAACACUGUGAGUCCAUUACUGGAUGCAAGAAUCUAGGCUUGGAAUAUGACAAGGAGACGGAAACUUGCUGUGGAAAUGAUGCCAAUUAUUCCAAUGGAAAUGUGUGCUCGUCAAGUCACGAGUGGUUGGACCCAUCUUUUCAGUUAGAUGUUCCUUUAGUUGAUGUUGACAAGGUUCGUUGUGUUAUAAGGAAUAUAGUCAGAGAUUGGGCAGAAGAGGGACAGAAAGAACGUGAUCAAUGCUACAAGCCCGUCCUUGAAGAGCUUGAUUCCCUAUUCCCUAACCGCAGUGAGGAAAGUCCUCGUGCCUGUUUGGUUCCUGGUGCUGGGCUUGGACGGCUGGCUUUAGAGAUCUCUCGUCUAGGUUUUGUUAGCCAGGGAAAUGAAUUUUCUUACUACAUGAUGAUAUGUUCAAGCUUUAUUCUUAAUCAUACUGAAGUUGCAGGAGAGUGGAAAAUUCAUCCUUGGAUCCACAGCAAUUGCAACUCACUUUCCGAUAGUGACCAACUUCGUGCUGUCUCAAUACCCGAUAUCCAUCCGGCUAGUGCAGGGAUCACCGAAGGCUUUUCCAUGUGUGGUGGUGACUUUGUUGAAGUUUACAGUGAUCCGAGCCAAGUUGGUAUUUGGGAUGCAGUUGUGACUUGCUUCUUUAUCGAUACUGCACAUAACAUUGUUGAGUAUAUCGAAAUCAUAUCAAAAAUCCUCAAAGACGGCGGAGUGUGGAUAAAUAUAGGCCCCCUACUGUAUCACUUUGCAGAGAUGUAUGGUCAAGAAGAUGAAAUGUCCAUUGAACUUAGCUUGGAAGAUGUGAAGAGGGUUGCUUUGCAGUAUGGAUUUGAGUUUGAGAAGGAAAAGACCAUGGAGACAACUUACACAACAAAUCCUAGAGCAAUGAUGCAAAAUCGAUAUUUCGCUGCAUUUUGGACGGCGAGAAAGAAAUCUGCAGUGGAUAAAGAACAAGCUCCUCAAUAGGGCCGUAAGAAAUCACCCCGAACCCGACGAACCCGGCCGAGCCGAGCCGACCCUACUCGAAAAUCACGGGUUUCUAAUUUUUUAUUUAAUUUUCGGUUUUAAUUAUGCCUAACCUGCACUGCGCGGGUAGGGGCGCGGGGUGGGGUUACAUGAACCCGAGGUAACCCUACCCGGCCGAACAUGUUCAAAGUAGGUAAAACAAUG